AUGUUUCUUAGUGAUGCCCUUAUCUCUUGUAAAUGCAAGAAGCAGGACCACGUCUCCAAAUCAUCUACUGAGGCAGAGUACCGACCCAUGUCUGCUGCAUGCUAUGAGAUCAUUUGGAUGCGUGGUCUCCUCACAGAGCUUCGUUUCAGUCCAAUUCAUCCUACUCCACUGCAUGCUGACAACACUAGUGCCAUCCAAAUUGUAGCCAACCCCGUCUAUUACGAACGCACCAAACACAUCGAGGUUGACUGUCACUCAAUUCGAGGAGCCUAUGAUCAUCAGGUUAUCACCCUUCCACAUGUCUCCACUACUCUGCAGAUCGCCGAUAUCUUCACCAACUCCAUGUCGCGUCAGCGCCAUCAUUUCCUCGUUGGCAAAUUAAUGCUUGUCGAUUUACCAACAUCAAUUUGA
Prunus armeniaca (apricot) is the source of this 411-nucleotide messenger RNA. The record is from the annotation of a GenBank genome assembly. NCBI's taxonomy places the organism in Eukaryota, Viridiplantae, Streptophyta, Magnoliopsida, Rosales, Rosaceae.